Messenger RNA from Anarrhichthys ocellatus (wolf-eel), 1570 nucleotides. It is a transcript of the gene rhno1, whose product is annotated as RAD9-HUS1-RAD1 interacting nuclear orphan 1. Gene Ontology annotation, biological process: DNA damage checkpoint signaling; cellular response to ionizing radiation; recombinational repair. Bases 107 to 985 code for a protein of 292 amino acids. The transcript has 3 exons. NCBI's taxonomy places the organism in Eukaryota, Metazoa, Chordata, Actinopteri, Perciformes, Anarhichadidae. The record is from RefSeq and is a predicted model, not a curated record. Gene Ontology annotation, cellular component: chromosome; nucleus.
AGUAGACAACGACGGUGGAAUAACUAACGUUUUAUUAAUUAUUUGCAAUAAUGGAUAUGUUUUGCUCGAAGUAUUACAUUUAGGUUUCCAGGGAUGCUUUUUAUUAAUGCCCCGUAAAGCCUUAAAGACAGAGAAGCCUCCCCUGCUGUUCCUGGAGCAACCUGUGUGUGGAGCCAGACUCCGAAAUGUGCCUGAAGUCCGAGCAGCACUCAACCCCAAAGAGUUUUUCUCAGAGACACCGGCACAGAACAGCUCAACUCUUGAUUCUUGGGUCAGACCACAAUUUGACCGUUCGAUUGCAGCUGCACUGCCGGUGAGACGAGGAAGGAGAAGAUGCGUCUCUGCCAUAAACAUCCUUGACAGUUGCAGUCAGCUGUCCAGAAAGAAGAGCGUGUGCAAAUUCCCCUCAUUAUCGUUUCAGACGGGGUCAAGAGACCAAUCUCAUCAACCAAAGAGCACACGCACAAAGAAAUCUACGGAGUGUGACGCAGGAAAUCAACCACGGGGAUCAUGCCGAAUGAAAAGGACUGUUUCAAGUGCACAGUACUCUGACACACCAAAGAAACAGCCGACCUCAAUCAGAAAAAGGAAUGAGGAGAUAUUUUCCAAUGGUGCUGCGUCUUGUAGCAGAUGUUUGGACGAGCCUGAAGCUCCAUCUAUUCAAGUGACAGAGAAAUGCAGGAUUCCAGCAGAUGGUGCGUCAACACCUGUCUCCAAUGAGGUCAGCAGGGUCAGUCCACCACCCGACGUGGACACUCCAAAAGUAAUUCAAGGAGGGAGUAGCUGUCCCCCCUUCACCUCUCUGCAAUUGGUACAGGCUCCACCAUGUACACCACCAUGUAAUCAGCCACCUGACAUUUUAGUGGCUGACACACCAGAGCAGGAUUAUGGGGUGAAGGUGACAUGGAGGAGGAGGAGGGGUUUGAUGAUGAUGUUGAAAGAGAGGGGCCAGCUCUCUGAUUCAGAUGCCUUAAUUAACAGCUGAUGUAGAGAUUGUGUAAGAAGAUGAUUACGCAAUGUCACAGAUUAUUCAUCGGACGCACUUCUGUGACCAGAAUUCUUUCUAUGAACUGUUUUUUAUUGCACUGAAUGGAGCUGCUGCAUUUUGAAGUCAUGGUCAAAUUAUUAAAUGUCUCUCACCCAAUGGUGCACCCACUUCACAACCCUGGUUUAUCAUUGUCAGACUCAAAUAAUCAAAUCAAAGAAUGGACAAAUUAAAAUUGCAAUAAUUACCGCAAUAUCCAAAUGGCAAACUUUUUCCAUGAGUGGGAAAUUAUUAAGACUGAUACUGUACUGUUACAGAUUAUGUUGCAAAUUCUGUAUAAUCCUGACCUCUAGCAACACCAGCCUUUUGUUUCUUCUUACGCUCCUACACUUUAAUGGCACAAGUGUGGGAAAAGGUCAUGUUCAUAUGGACUAUAUUGAGCAAAUACUAUAAUUUUGUCAAUGACAUGAAUGCUUGACUCACUGAUGUAAUAUAACAAAGGAUGCUGCUGAAAGAAUGUUUGUGAGCAAUGCUCUGUAACUUAAAACCAUUUUUUUUUCUUUUUCAAAUGUGUAAAGUACAUAA